AUGCACAAUAAACUCCUGUGUCUCUGGGCAACAGCACAGGUUGGUGAUAAUCGGCUUCUUAAAGAGCCAGAUUUUGAACUCGGCUUGUUGUUGUACGAGUGCUAUCCAGCAUAUCAACGCUUUUCAGGCUUUUUGUCGGCCAUCACUCAUCACCGUCAGGCUAUUGCUAUUGCAAGGCCUUUUGCAGAAAGGGAUGAACUCUCCAAAAUCCCUUUCCUAGGACCUGCUGUGUUGUGCGGUGCGUACCAAAAGGUAGGGGCACCUGUGGAUGUAGGAGGAGAGUUGGACCCAACUCUUAUGGUCGCGACAAUGGGCCUACAGGGACCGCUGUUACGACCCAACCUCUUACGAAGCCGGGAAGCUUAA
Messenger RNA from Trichoderma virens Gv29-8, 366 nucleotides. RefSeq lists its product as uncharacterized. NCBI's taxonomy places the organism in Eukaryota, Fungi, Ascomycota, Sordariomycetes, Hypocreales, Hypocreaceae. Bases 1 to 366 code for a protein of 121 amino acids. The record is from RefSeq and is a predicted model, not a curated record. The transcript has 11 exons.